Messenger RNA from Kwoniella shivajii, 3747 nucleotides. RefSeq lists its product as uncharacterized. The record is from RefSeq and is a predicted model, not a curated record. Lineage: Eukaryota; Fungi; Basidiomycota; Tremellomycetes; Tremellales; Cryptococcaceae. Gene Ontology annotation, cellular component: membrane; cytoplasm. Gene Ontology annotation, biological process: phosphatidylinositol dephosphorylation. The transcript is spliced from 20 exons. Gene Ontology annotation, molecular function: phosphatidylinositol-3,5-bisphosphate 5-phosphatase activity; phosphatidylinositol-4,5-bisphosphate 5-phosphatase activity. The coding region runs from base 1 to 3747 and encodes 1248 amino acids.
AUGCCAGCAACACUCUACCUCCGACCCUCACCACGAGCAUUCUUUCUCUUGACUUCAACUCAUGCAUUGAUAUUCCGUCAGCCGGAUGCAUCCGAAUCGAAGGCUUCGAAAAGCGUGGUGGUGGCUGAGUUUCUGCCAAUCGAAGAGGUGGAUAUCGGUGGUUUGGUCAAAGCUAGCAGAGGUAGAGCGGUCGAGGGUGUGCUGGGAGUUACCAGUGUCCCUAGUGAGCGAUCACCCAUACCAGAGAUAUUCCUACUACUUGUAUCGCAUUCUACGCCUUUACCACCUCUUCUCCCAUCCUCGUCUCUCCGCCCGGCAAAAGUCUUAGGAGUUGAAUUCCAUUCUCUAUCCACAUCAUUUUGGGAUUCAUCCGAAUUGAUCGCAUCAUCUCAAAUGGCAUCACUGGAUUACGAAUACGAUGAUCCGGUACCAUCUGGUGCAGCAUCAGCGUCUAGUACUCAAUCACAGGCGCAACAAGCGGGGUUGGAAAACCCAUGUAAUGGAAUGAAGAAAUAUCUUGAAUCAGGUGGAUUCUUUUAUGCAGAAGAUUGUAAAUGGGAUAUAUCAAGUAGAUUGAGUGAUUCGAACUGGUUGUUAUCUGAGAAGGAUAUAGGAUUGAAUCCAUUAGAAACAUUCGAUGAAAGGUUUGUAUGGAAUAAAUCGUUAUUAUCAACUUUCUUAUCAUUCAGAAAUGGUUUAUCUGAAGAUAUGAAAUUAGAAUUAGACACACAAGCUUUACUAUUACCUAUUAUUCAAGGGUUCGUAGGGAGCUUACCUAUCUCAACUGGAAAUUGGAAUGAUGCAAAUAAACCGGAGGUAGCGAGUUUAGGUCUGAUAUCUAGAUUGAGUUGGAAAAGAGCAGGUGCAAGAUUUAGAACGAGAGGCAUAGAUGAUGAUGGUCAAGUCGCCAAUUUCGUCGAAACGGAAUUGAUCCUAGCUACAGACAGCGUUGUAAUGAGCUACGCUCAAGUGAGAGGAAGUGUUCCUCUGUUUUGGGAACAACCAAGUCAAGGUUUAGGUACAUUGCAACAGAAGGUCGAGAUCACCAGGCCACCACAAGCUACACAACCCGCGUUUGAUCGGCAUUUCCUAGAACUUUUAGAUCAUUACCACUCUGUCCACGCUAUAAACCUACUAGGACAGAAAGAUGCAGAAUCAAUGUUAUCUUCCGCUUAUUCUCAACACCUCGAAUCGCUCAAACACACCUUGGAAACCAAUCCGGACAAAGACAAUAGUCUAGAUGAUCAAGCUAGAGGUACAUUAGAUCUUACCCCAUAUGAUUUCCACUACGUGGUCAAAAUUGGAGGACAUGAAAUGGUCAAAUAUGAUUUCUCCAUGAGGUUGAAUGAAGUAGUUGAUUCUAUGGAGGACUUCGGUUGGACCGCUAUUGAUACUGGUACCGGUGGUGUGGUUGAGAAACAACAGGGGAUAUUUAGGACCAACUGUUUGGAUUGUCUCGACAGGACCAAUUACGUACAAGAUGUGAUAUCGCAACUAACCUUGUCACGUUUCCUGGGCUCUCUUGGAUCUCCCCUACAAUCAUCGCAAACACUCUGGUCGGCUCAUAGAGAGCUAUGGGCGGAUAACGGGGAUAGACUAAGCAAGAUCUACGCCGGUACUGGCGCUCUCAACACUUCAGCCACAAGGAGCGGGAAGAAGACAUUGGCGGGACUGCUAAGCGAUGCUACGAAAUCAGUUGGACGAGCGUAUAUCAAUAACUUUCAAGACAAGGGCAAGCAGAAUGCGAUUGAUAUGUUGUUGGGAAUGAUGGCGGGUCAACGACCUGUCAUACUAUUUGACCCAAUAAGUGACUCCGUUCAAUCUGCCCUGAUGACUAGGAUGAACGAAUACUCCAAGCCAAAGUUCUUAUCCAUUUUCUCGGGGACAUGGAACCUGAACGGCAAGGCACCUGACGAGGCGUUGGAUUCUUGGUUGUUCCCACCAAAUACGACCGAACCCGAUGUAUACAUGAUCGCGUUCCAAGAAAUAGUCGAACUUACUGCUAGUCAAAUACUGCAAACCGACCCAGCAAAGAAACGAAUGUGGGAGAAAUUCAUCAUGGACACGUUUGCUAUGCGCAAAACCAAGAAGUCAGACUACUUGUUAUUCCGGAGCGAACAGCUCGUCGGCUCAGCAUUGAUCAUGAUCAUCAAAUCGGAACUAGCACCACAUAUAAGGAAUGUCGAAAGUACUACUAAAAAGACCGGUUUAUCAGGUCUUUCAGGAAAUAAAGGUGGUGUAGCUAUACGAUUACAGCUGUUUGAUUCGAAUAUAUGUUUCGUCACGAGUCAUUUGACGGCUGGGCAAAGUAACGUGAACGAAAGGAACAACGAUUGGAGAAUCUUGACCAACGGAAUGAGGUUUGGCAGAGGUAAAAUGGUAGAGGACCAUGAUGUCAUCAUAUGGUCGGCGGAUCUCAAUUACCGAAUCGCGCUACCGAAUUCAGAAGUCCGAGAAGCGAUCGAGCAGGGGGAUAUGGAUUCACUAUUGGGUGCAGAUCAACUUCUGAACGCGAUGGAUGCUGGCGAAACGUUCAUUGGGUAUGACGAGGGGCCCAUACUUUUCAAUGACAACGGUACCGAUGAUUAUGACACCAGCGAGAAGCAACGAGUACCUGCCUGGACAGAUCGAAUCCUCUUCAAAGGGUCUGCUCUCCGUCUGAAAGAAUAUAGUCGAGCCGAAUUGAUGACUUCGGAUCACCGACCUGUUUAUGCUGUAUUCGAUGCUACAAUCCGCGAGGUUGAUCACGCUCGAAAAGACAAGAUAUCAAAAGAAAUCGUCCAUUCUAUCUUGUCUAGCGGUGGUGGUAAAAAGAUGGAUGAGAAAGUGGAACGUGUAAUGAGAGGUCACGGCGGUCCGAGGGAUUUGAUUAAAGAUUUGACCGAGGUUUCUGUCACACCGACACUGCGAACAUCAUCUCCACGAUUACCACCCCGUCCAUCAUCUGCUGCAUCUAUGAAAGAGACUUAUUCACCAAUCACAGCCACAGGCAGACUUCACUCUCAAUCGCUUUCCACCCAAACAGCUUCAUCCUCUCUUCGAGCGCUGGCGUCCAACUCAGCCGCUUCGUUGUCGCAAAGUGCAAGACGAGCUCCACCUGCCAUUCCUAAACCAGCACCUGCGUCCGCAUUAUCACCCAACAUGCAAAGCAGUCCCAUUGUUCCAUUCAGUCCAGAUAGGAGAUCACCGUUACCACGAUCAAGCUCAAGAAGUAUCUUACCCAAUGGGACUGGAUCAUCCAACUCGACAGCCCCUUCAUCGAUCACACCUUCAUCCACAGGCGAUUUUGUCAUCGUCCCUAAUUCCACAAUAAAUGCCAGACAACCUCCACCUCUACCACCCAGAGUCAAUCUAACACCCCAAUCUUCCACAGAUACGAAAACAUCUACAAAUCAACCGAGACUUAGUGUACCAAGAUCUCCGUCUCCAGAAAAGGAAGAUGGGUUAUCACUAAAUCAAUUGCGCGCCAAAUUUGAGAAUCCUUCAACUGCGCAAACACCGACGAUCAAACCACGCUCAAAACCGUUGCCUAAGAAAUCAUUGGAUUUUAAUGGGACACCUCAGAAUGGGCUGAUAGAAUCUGCCAAACCAGACAACAACGUCCCGAAGAUCCCACCUAAACCAAGAAGGUUAAGCUCUAACGCUAUACAGAAUGGUGGACUGUCGGUCUCACCUGAAAAGAAGAAACCUGUCAUACCGAAGAAACCAGAAGGAUUAGGAUUGGGUAUCAAAGGUGAUAACGUAUAA